This is a messenger RNA of Notolabrus celidotus (New Zealand spotty), 6128 nucleotides long. It is a transcript of the gene tmtc3, whose product is annotated as transmembrane O-mannosyltransferase targeting cadherins 3. The record is from RefSeq and is a predicted model, not a curated record. The coding region runs from base 174 to 3014 and encodes 946 amino acids. Gene Ontology annotation, biological process: protein O-linked glycosylation via mannose. The transcript has 14 exons. Lineage: Eukaryota; Metazoa; Chordata; Actinopteri; Labriformes; Labridae. Gene Ontology annotation, molecular function: mannosyltransferase activity; protein binding. Gene Ontology annotation, cellular component: endoplasmic reticulum.
GCUUGUGCGGUGACCUGUGACCCGGAAGUGAAACUGUGAUGUGUUCCAGCUAGCUUGCUGCAUACUGAAUUGUGCACUCCGUGUGUUUUGUUAUCACUUUAUUUUUGGUAUGCCCUCUGCUGUCAGCGCUUGUCCUGUUGUACACACGUGAUCAAUGACGGCUUUGGUCAGCCAUGGCUGUCGUGUCAUGGAAAGAGAUUUUACUUUUGACUGGACUGGUGGUGGGGUGUUACUGGAACAGUCUGUCAUGCGGCUUCGUGUUUGAUGAUGUCUCAGCCAUCCUUGACAACAAGGAUCUACGGCCUGCAACCCCUCUCCGCAACCUCUUCCUCAAUGACUUCUGGGGAACACCCAUGGCUGAGGAGAGGAGCCAUAAAUCUUACAGACCCUUGACCGUGCUCACCUUCAGACUGAACUACCUCUUCAGUGAGCUGAGUGCAGCUUCCUAUCACCUGCUCAAUGUUGUCUUACACGCCGUAGUGUGUGUUCUUUUCCUGCGAGUCUGCCGGUUGUUCCUGGACAGGACUUCCAGCUUGGUGGCAGCCUUGUUGUUUGCUGUCCAUCCCAUCCACACUGAAGCGGUCACAGGUGUGGUUGGCAGAGCUGAACUCCUGUCUUCAAUCUUCCUCCUGGCUGCUUUCCUAGCCUACACAAAAUCAACAAGUGCAGACCAUUCAAUUGUUUGGACUCCCAUUGCACUGACUGUUGUUCUAGUGGCUGCUGCAACACUCUGUAAGGAGCAGGGAAUCACCGUCGUCGGCAUCUGCUGUGUCCAUGAAGUGUUUGUUGCUCAAGGGUUCACCCUGCCCAUGCUGCUGGACACACUCCGGCAGGUCCUGCAGGGUAAAGAUGGUUUCCCCUACGCUGUCCUGCAAACUCUGCUGAAACUCAUCGUCCUCGUCAUCAGCACCCUGCUGCUCGUCAUCGUCAGGGUCCAGGUCAUCCAGUCCCAGCUCCCUGUCUUUACCAGGUUUGAUAACCCAGCAGCAGUCAGCCCCACUCCCGCCAGACAACUGACUUUCAACUACCUGCUUCCUGUGAACGCCUGGCUGCUGCUGAAUCCCUCUGAGCUCUGCUGUGACUGGACCAUGGGUACCAUCCCUCUGGUGGAGUCGCUGCUUGACCUUCGUAACCUGGCCACCCUGGUGUUCUUUGCCUGUAUGGGCUUUCUGGCUUACCACAGCCUGCGCUACAGAAACAGCUCUGCCAAGACUGUCAUCAUGGCACUGUCUUUGAUCGUCCUGCCCUUCAUCCCUGCGUCCAACCUCUUCUUCCCCGUGGGUUUUGUGGUGGCAGAGAGGGUCCUUUAUGUGCCCAGUAUGGGCUUCUGUGUUCUCGUUGCACAUGGAUUCAAAAUGGUCUCACAGAAAGGAAACCUGAAGAAGAUUUCCUGGUUGAUAAUUGGGGUGCUGUUGACCACACAUGCAUUGAAAACAUUCAACAGAAAUUGGGAUUGGGAGUCAGAAUACACCCUCUUCACCUCAGCCCUGAAGGUCAACAAGAACAAUGCUAAGCUGUGGAACAAUGUUGGCCAUGCUUUGGAGAACCAAAAUAAUUACGGGAGGGCUCUGCAGUAUUUUCUCCAGGCCACUCGCGUCCAGCCAGAUGACAUUGGUGCUCACAUGAAUGUUGGGAGAACCUACAAGAACCUGAACAGAUCCAGAGAGGCAGAAGAGGCCUACCUGGUUGCCAAAUCCCUCAUGCCCCAGGUUAUCCCCGGUAAGAAGUACGCGACACGUGUGGCCCCCAACCAUCUGAAUGUUUACAUAAACCUGGCCAAUCUGAUCCGAGCAAAUGAAUCACGGCUCGAGGAAGCCGACCAGCUCUAUCGACAGGCAAUCAGCAUGAGACCAGACUUCAAACAAGCCUACAUCAGCAGAGGGGAGUUGCUGCUGAAGAUGAACAAGCUGACAGACGCCCGCGACGCCUACCUCAGGGCGUUGGAGCUUGACCGCACCAACGCCGACCUGUGGUACAACCUCGCCAUCGUCAACAUCGAGAUGAAGGACCCGUCGGAAGCCCUGAAAAACUUCAACCACGCCCUGGAGCUUAACCCUCGCCACAAGCUGGCGCUCUUCAACUCGGCACUUCUCAUGCAGGAGUCUGGUGAGCCAAAGUUCUGGCCUGAGGCUAACCGUCGUUUCCUGACCUAUGUGGAGGAGGAGCCUCAGGAUGCGAACGGCUACUUCAACCUGGGCAUGCUGGCCAUGGACGCAAACGAAAACCCAGCAGCCGAGCGCUGGAUGCGGAAAGCCAUCGGUUUGCAGGCCGGCUUCCGCAGCGCUCUGUUCAACUUGGCGUUGCUUUACUCUCAGUCCAAACGGGAGAUCGACGCUCUGCCCGUGCUGGACGAACUGCUGCGCCACCACCCGGAGCACAUCAAGGGCCUGAUCCUGAAAGGCGACAUCCUCAUGAAUCACAAGAAGGACACGCACGGUGCGAAAGAGUGCUUCGAGCGCAUCUUGAGCAUGGACCCCACCAACGUGCAGGGCAAGCACAACCUCUGCGUGGUCUACUUUGAGGAGCGGGACCUGCCGCGGGCCGAGCGCUGCCUGGAGGAAACCCUGGCCCUGGCACCGAACGAGGAGUACGUGCGCCGACACUUGAGCAUUGUACGGGGAAAAAUGGCCGCCAUGAGUGCGGCGGGGCAUCCUCUCACUGCAACAGAGGGAGCCACUGUGUCGGCUGAGGAGGAGAAGAAGCCAAAGAGAGUUGAGGAGGAGGAGGUGGCUGAGGAAGAGGAGGAGGAGGAGGUUGUUAAGGGAGGGGAGGAAGGGAGGGGUGCCGAUGAUGAGGAUAGUGGAAAGGGGGCUGGGGAGGGGAAGAAUGCACGGAAAUCCUCUGCAGAAAGCCUGGGAGGCAUGGGCGUGGACCAGGCAGAGUCGUUGGAAGGCAGCCAGCCUGACAAGCGGACUAAGGGUAAGUCCACUCAAGAGAUUAAUGAUAUAGAGGAAAAAAGAGCAGCUGCCUUGAAGAGACUAGAGGAGAUUGAGCGCAUAUUAAGUGGUGAUUGACACUGUUGUAACUUAUAGUGGGACUUCUUUUUAUACAGCUCCAGGAUAAGACUGCAUUCACCCCCCCUCCUCCCCUUUAGACAUGUGUAUACUUAAUCAACUGUGGUGUUAUUCCUUUGAUUUUGCUGUUUUCACACUAAUCAUGUAAAGAAGGGAAAUGUACGCGCACAUGAAACACAUUAAGCACAAAAGCCAACUUGGGAAAAAUCUAUUUAAAGCUUGCUGCGAGACGUGGAUGCCGAUGUGUGUGCUUCAUCUGAACAUGAUGUCACAUAUCAUGGAUCUGCAAGUCGUUCUAAAUCUGUUUUGUUUUUCCAUGUGUAGUCAUUGUUUAUCACUGGAUAUUCUUUUUUCUCUGAGAUGUGACUCACUCCUGUGUGUUAUUGUUCGUACAAACACAAUGAUUGUAUCAGACAAUUAAAGGAAAUGACGUGUCCCCCCCAGAUUUCCUCUAAGCAGGAUGAUUUCUGCGCCAGAGUUCGCACCUCAAAAUAGGGAGGGGAAAGAACCUUUACACAACAACAACAACAGCAUCAGCAGCAGGCCUUUGCUCUCUUCCAGCAAUGUCUUCUAAUCUCUAUUGAUCUCACUCAGCUCUUCCUGCCUCUACAUCAUCAGCCUCGGCGCUCACAGCUGCUUCAACCUCCAAAUUUCAUUGUGAUCCCAUCUGAAGACGAUUAUCUCACUCUCUCUUGUCACAUUACCCCCAUGCAUCUCCCAGCCUUCCCCCAUUCUUCUACACACAACAGGCACAUCAGAGGUGGAUGUUUUUUUCCUGUUUUCACUCUCUCCAGUACUCACUCUCUGGUGAUUGUGAUCCCAUUUUAGUCUGCCGGACGGGUCCAAAAAGUCACAUCCCCAUCGCCAGGCUGCGUCAUGUGUUCUCGUUUUCCUCUUCACUUAGGGGGGGGGCGGGGGUGGAUUUGCACAGCACAUAAGUAGAAAACAAAUAAACUCCUUCAUCCCUUUUCACAGUGAUUAGUGUUUCAGCUCCCUGACUCUAAAAUUUUAAUCAGAAUGUUCCGCAUGCCAAUUAUUCGCGGUAGCCUUUGUUUUCACUUUUCUUUCACAGCUGGGAUCAAUCCAAAAACUCAAAACACGGACGGGUCGGGAGCAACUACUGACAUAAAUUAUCACAUGAGGGAGAUUUUUAGGAGUCAGAGGAGUCCCGUGACAAACGGGAUAAAUCUGAAAGAGAGUGAGGGAAUAUUUGGGAUUCUGAGGAGUUGUAACGCGAGUAGAGAAAUUGAAAAUAUCAAGACGAAUACAUAUCAAAUUAUGAAAAGCAGAAACUUGUGUUAAUGAUUUUUAAUGCAUUGCAAUAAGGAUGUUCCAACGUUGAGCAAAACAUUUAAAUCCUGAAUGAUCGACCGGUCUAAAGGCUGGUUUAGACUUCUGUGUCGCCCCUACACAGAAGUGGUCGACGUGGACGUGAGCACCAUAUUCUUUGCGUCGAUGCGUCCGUGUCAGGCAGCAAUCCUCCGCCGAAGCUCUUGAGUUUGGGGCCCGCUAUUCAGAGCGUGUACUGUUAAUUUAGAGCUGAUACAUGUUGCUGUUUAUCAUGCAGACCUGAUUACAGGGAAGAAUAGAGAGGAGGAGAUGAAAUACACGGCUAAUGAGCAGGGAAGUGCCGUAAAUGCUGUCGAGUGAACCAAUCACAUGGCUUGCAGUCUGCGUCCAUUCAAUGCAUGGUUACAUUUUGGAGGAGAUGCACGUCAGCUACGUGCAUAGGCCUCUGCGUAGGUACGGGAGCUACGCAGGCCUCCAGUGUAGGCUACACCGUUGAUUCAACGCAGAAGUGUAAAUCAAGCUUUAAAGAAAGACAACAGAUAGAAAACAGUCAAAUUUGAGCUCAAUGUUUAAUUUUUUUUAAGUUAUAUUUUUGGGCCUUUAAUCGAUAGGACAGCUGAAGAGAGACAGGAAAUGUGGGGAGUAGAGAGAGGGGGAAGACAUGCAGGAAAUGGUCGUGGCCGGGAGUUGAACCGGCGACCACUGCAAUGAGGACCUUAGCUUCUGUAUGUGAGGCGCUUAGACCGCUAGGCCACCAGCGUCCCUGAGCUCAAUGUUUUACAAACAGAUAAACAUGGGAUCACAUCAUCUGCAGGUAAUUGAUGUCUUACUAGUAUGCUAAAAUCCUGGCUAAUGUUCACACUGAAAUACAUGCGACAGCAAGUCAAUAUAAAACUGCAUGAAAUUAACGUCUCUAUUUGUGAAAUGCACAUUUACUUUUUGUAACAGUGCUCAUUUGAGUACUGAAAACUUCAGAAGUGCACACAUCUCUCCUGCUGUUGUUCCUUUAGAUUCUUCCUUCCAUUGGUACACUACAACAGUUUACACCCCAGCGUGACUGGCUUCUUCCUCUGUCUGAUCACUUCAAAAAAUAGCAGGCCAAUGAAUAAUAAUCUCAAAAACACAGCUCAGUCUAAAGUCAAGCUCUGGUCAUUUCAAAUUAGCAGAAUUCACCCCACUUUGCAAAGAACAACUGUUAGAAUCACCCUUCUUUAAAGUCCUCCUCACAUCCCCCAUGAUGCUCCUGUGUUGGCUUCACAGUGCAAUAAUUAGUUUCAGUACCAUGACUCUGCUCAGUGCAAUUCUUGAUGGUGGAUUGAAAGUAAAGAAGCCUGAUUACUGUAAGUGAGGAGCAGUGUGUUGGUACUAAGGAGCCUUGCUAUGCAUUGACUGUGUUCAGCCUGUUAACUAAGUGUACAUAUAUUUACAGUGUACUCGUAUCCAGUGUUAUUUAUUUUGUAUGCACUGCAAAUGCUGUUUGUUUUAUUUACCACUGACAGUAUGCUUUAAACUCAUGACCUGUAUUAUUUUUCAUUAAUAAUCUUUCAAUAUGUGUCCGAUCAAGUGUGAAACAUGUCAUUGAUCUUUUCACUUUUCAACAACAGAGCCUCCCAUGUCAGUGUUUGAACGUGUACGAAAUAUAUUCAAGCGACACUUGGUACAUCUUUGAAUGAGAACGCAUCUUAACUGCAAUAUUUUCUGUUACGCUUCGUUUUGCUGAGUGAAUGAUUUUUGUACAAUUUUAAGAUUAUUUUUAUGCAAUUGCCCUUGGUGGUGGGGGUCUAGGUUAUUAAAUAAAUUGAAAUAAAAUCUCAUGGCUUUGUU